Molecule: messenger RNA, 1215 nt
Organism: Labrus mixtus (cuckoo wrasse)
Lineage: Eukaryota; Metazoa; Chordata; Actinopteri; Labriformes; Labridae
Exons: 4
Coding region: 1-1215 (404 amino acids)
Source: RefSeq, a predicted model, not a curated record
AUGUCUGUGUCCCUGCCUAGGACGGAGGGGCGGCAGAAAAAGACAGAUGAUUCGGGUCCGCACACACAGUACGGGGAGGACAAGCGGCAGAACACCACUGGCUUCAUCCUUCCCUGCCCUUAUCUCCCAGGCCGCAGACAUUUUGCAAAGCCUUCACGGAUACCGAGCCUUGUGAUGGAGGGACAGAUGAAGCGAUAUGAGGAAGAGGCAAAGGGGCAAAGAAACUCGGAGAAUUUAGAAGACAAACUAAAGAGUUUUGAAAUUUCCCAUGAGACGAUUUUGGUCCCCCAGUGGAGCAGCAGAAGAGACGCACAGAGCUCUGCACCUGAACCUGAACAUCUGGGAGGAAAUGUGGAUGACUCAGCGCAUGACAACAAUGACUGCGAGGAGGAACACUCGUCUGAUAAAUUAAGCUCUGACAGCAGACAGGGUUCCCCGUCUUCUAGCACCGAGCAGGACUUUCCUCUUCUAUCCACCAUCAAGGCUGGCAUUCAACCAUGUCCCACGGAGCCUCCAGCCUCCGGGAAGAUGCAUGGCCAGUGGGAGAUUCCCCUUUCACUCCAUCCAAAUGACAUCCCCACUGUCACUCUGGCAAACGUCAUGCCUGCCCAUGUGCAGGCUUGUGUCCAAGUUAAAGCAAUAGCACCUCAGGCAAACUCGGAGACCGACGUGUCACCAGCAGCAGCAGCAGCAGCAGCACAGAUGCCGCAGGAGACCUAUGACCUGCUGGCUGAUUUCCCAGCUCUGGCGCCUCCGACGAAGCCUUUGGUGAUAGGUGAAGUUCAUGGCUAUCCCAAGACCAAAAAUGCAAAGGGGAAAAAAGGGUUUACUUGCCUACUAAAUCCAUGCCAAGAGAGCGGGGCUUCCCAUCAGAGGAGGGAGGAAAAUGUGCCCCACGAGGUCUCCUCCAUCUGUGCAGGAGAUCAGAAAUCUGUGCCGGACCUCCAACCAUUUGGCUUGACCAGCCAUCGCAACUCUGCCACCAUCAGCUGCGAUGAAGAGAAGGGCCAAAACCAUGAGACUCCUACAGUUGCAGGUACAGAUGGCGUGGGUGGUAAUGCCAGGUCCUGGGCUAGCGCUGCCAAGGCGGGCAUGAAGCAAGCAGCUGCCCCUCAGGAGAAAGCCAGACCUUGUACCUUUCAGCAGAUAGAUACCAUUAACAGAGCCAAAGGCCUGGCUCACACUGAAGGAUAUCUGGGCCGAUUUGAGGUCUGA